AUGGCGAACAUCGAAGCCUUCGUCGCGUCGUCCGCGCCCGUUUUCUCGUCGCGCGCCGAGUCGAGUCGAGAUUUCGCCUUAUCCGAGCUUUGGGACGCGUUUACCGAGCCGAGCGCGUUCGGCGCCGAGGUCCCGCUGCGCUUGCAAGACGGCCAACCGUGCGUGUCGCAGUAUUACGUGCCGUUUUUGUCCGGAAUGCAGUUGUUCGUGCGCGGGGACGGCGAGGACGGCGAGGACGGCGAGGACGGCGCGAGACGAAGACGAGUCGGAACGGGGACGAGAUUGAUUUAUGAAUUCUUUGAAAAGGCGUCGCCGUACUCGAGAGCGCCGUUUCGAGAGAUAAUUGAUUUGAUACUAGAUGAGCGGGCGGAGUUGAGGACGAUGACGAGCGCGGACUUGGCGCCGAGUAGUUGGAUGAGCGUGGCGUGGUAUCCGAUUUAUCGCAUACCGCAAGGGACGAUGUUACACGACGUGCAGGGGUGUUUCUUGACCUAUCACGCGUUGUACGCGGGAGAAUUGUGCGAUGGUGACAUCGCGUGUCCGUUGCCGCCGGAGAUGACGAUGUUAUCGGAAGAUUUGCUCGCGCUGCGCGCCGCGCGAGCGAAGGAGCGGGCGUCUGCGUCGGACGACGCGGGCGCGGGCGGCGGAUCGACCGCCGCACCGCACGCACACAUCCUUCGCCCGUUCGGAUUAUCGAUGUACAAAAUGCAAGGCGACGUCUGGGCCGCGAACGACGACGUCACUGACUGGAUGAACAAGCUCAUGGACGGCGCCUACACCUGGCUUCGCAUGCGCAAGACGGUGCACCCAGAUUACGAAUUUUUUAGCCACUUUGGAUGA
Messenger RNA from Ostreococcus lucimarinus CCE9901, 840 nucleotides. RefSeq lists its product with no specific name. NCBI's taxonomy places the organism in Eukaryota, Viridiplantae, Chlorophyta, Mamiellophyceae, Mamiellales, Bathycoccaceae. The transcript has a single exon. The record is from RefSeq and is a predicted model, not a curated record. Bases 1 to 840 code for a protein of 279 amino acids.